UGAAACCAUAACUGGAAAUUGCCAAAUGUCAACACCAGUUGGAAAGAAUACAAUGGUGGUUCAAGGUCGUACUUACUGUGACCUUUGCAAAUUCGGCUUCGAGACUCCUGAAUCCUCCUACUUCAUCCCCGGUGCAACGGUGAAGCUUUCAUGCAGAGACAGGAAGACAAUGGAGGAGGUUUACACUGACGAAGCUGUAUCAGACAAACAAGGAAAUUACAAGUUCAUUGUCCACGACGAGCACAAAGACGAGAUGUGCGAUGUUUUGCUAGUGAAAAGCGCAGUCAAGGGAUGCUCUAAAAUCUCCGUUGGACGUGAGAAGUCUCGUGUGAUCUUGAACCAUUACAGUGGCAUUGCCUCGCAGAUCAGGCACGCUAACAACAUGGGAUUCGAGAAAGAAGUGAGCGAUGUGUUCUGCUCUGCUCUGUAUCACAAGUAUAUGGUUGAUGAAGAUGAGGAUGAUAUUAAAAGCCAUCUCUAAUCUCUCUGUUUUUAAUCUUAUGAUAUGCUGUUCUUUUUUCAUUAAUGAGUUUCGGGCUAUGGAAGGAGAUAUAUUUGUAUUUGUUUGAUUACUUAUUUGUCUUAGAUGAUGGAUGAUGACUCUGGUGAUCGGAAACUCAUCUGUUUGUGUAAGCUUCGUAUAUCUUGACGUGUCAUUUCCUUGCUUAGGAAGUGUCUUUUAUUAAAA
Arabidopsis lyrata subsp. lyrata is the source of this 688-nucleotide messenger RNA. RefSeq names its product major pollen allergen Lol p 11. The transcript is spliced from 2 exons. Bases 26 to 481 code for a protein of 151 amino acids. The record is from RefSeq and is a predicted model, not a curated record. Lineage: Eukaryota; Viridiplantae; Streptophyta; Magnoliopsida; Brassicales; Brassicaceae.